AAGGGGGAGAUCUAGGUUAUACUUUCUCACAAGUAACACUGUAUCAUGAACAUGGCAAAACUACUCAUAACUCUGUUUGCAAUACUUCUAACUUCUUCUGUUUCUGAUACUAAGCCAGUACUAAAGGAAGCUAAUCAUAAACCUUUUAAUUAUCGUGACCAGGAAACAAUCAGUGUUUUUGAACCAGGAACGUUGUCCACAGUAUUAGAUAAUGUUCAAUCUUCACCUCCUAAACCCUUAUUAAUUGCUAGACCAACUGUAGCUGGCACCUACCCAAUUCUUAUAUUUCUCCAUGGCACAUGCCUUGAGAACUAUUUCUACUCUGAUAUCCUCCAGCAUAUCGCUUCCCAUGGAUAUAUUGUGGUCGCUCCUCAGUUAUAUUCUUGCUUAAGGUGGUUAAUUCCAAUAUUACCGAUAAGCGGACCGGACGAGCUUAACUUUGCAGCGGAAGUGGCAAACUGGUUGAUUUCAGGCUUAGAAAAUGUUCUACCUGAAAAUAUUACAGGAGACAUAAACAAGCUUGCUAUUGCAGGCCAUAGUAGAGGUGGAAAGAUGGCAUUUGCUCUAGCCCUUGGAUAUGCUAAAACACCAUUAACUGUAACCAUAUCAGCAUUAAUAGGUCUAGACCCGGUUGAAGGGACUGAAAAUAUCGUCGUUGAUCCAAAAGUUCUCACUUACAUACCUAACUCUUUUAAUUUAUCGGUUCCAGUGGCUGUGAUCGGUUCUGGGUUAGGUAACGAGUCAAAGCUCUUACAACACUAUAUAUAG
Molecule: messenger RNA, 768 nt
Organism: Jatropha curcas
Lineage: Eukaryota; Viridiplantae; Streptophyta; Magnoliopsida; Malpighiales; Euphorbiaceae
Product: chlorophyllase-1
Biological process (GO): chlorophyll catabolic process
Molecular function (GO): chlorophyllase activity
Source: RefSeq, a predicted model, not a curated record